CCAUCACCAUCCCUCGCCGCACUCCGCAAACCUCCCAUCCCUACCUGUUUCUGAGUCGAAUUCAAUCAUGGCCGGGAUCUUUGAAGGCCCUCGGAACGCUGGCACCCUUUUCCUGGGCGGAACCAAGAUCAGUGGCUCUGACAUUCGCGAUCAGAAUGUCCUGGCAACCCAGGCAAUCGCCAAUGUCGUCAAAUCCUCGUUUGGUCCGUCAGGACUCGACAAGAUGAUGGUCGAUGAUAUCGGAGACGUCACAGUCACAAAUGAUGGCGCUACAAUCCUCAGCCUCCUCGACGUCGAGCACCCCGCAGGCAAGAUCCUAGUUGACCUGGCACAGCAACAAGAUAAGGAAGUUGGAGAUGGCACUACCUCUGUUGUACUCAUCGCCGCAGAACUUUUAAGAAGAGCCAAUGAGUUGAUGAAGAACAAGAUUCAUCCCACAGUCAUCAUCACCGGCUAUCGUUUGGCUCUGAGAGAAGCGGUCAAGUACAUGCAAGAGAACAUUGCCACAAAGGUCGAGACACUAGGCCGGGAGAGUUUGAUCAACAUCGCAAAGACAUCAAUGUCCAGCAAAAUCAUCGGGGCCGAUGCAGAUUUCUUCUCCAACAUGGUCGUGGACGCUAUGCAAUCAGUCAAGUCAGUCAACAUCCAACGCAACGAAACAAAAUAUCCCGUCAAGGCGGUCAACAUCCUCAAAGCCCAUGGCAAGAGUGCCACAGAGUCGAUCCUCGUCAAGGGUUACGCUUUGAACUGCACAGUGGCGUCACAGGCCAUGAAGACCAGGAUCACCGACGCCAAGAUCGCCUGCUUGGACAUGAAUCUACAAAAGGAGAGAAUGAAACUCGGAGUUCAGAUCACCGUCGAAGACCCACAACAGCUCGAAAAGAUCAGAGAGAGAGAAUCCGGCAUCAUUCUUGAGAGAGUGGACAUGAUUCUCAAGGCUGGCGCAAACGUUGUUCUCACGACCAAGGGAAUUGAAGACCUUGUCCUCAAGAUGUUUGUCGAACGAGGUGCCAUGGCAGUCAGAAGGUGCAAGAAGGAGGAUCUUAGGCGGAUAGCCAAGGCCACCGGAGCCACUUUGAUCAGCACCCUUUCAGAUCUCAAUGGUGACGAGAAAUUUGAAAAAGAGUCGCUUGGCUACGCCGAAGAGGUGGUCCAGGAGAGGAUCUCGGAUGACGAAUGCAUUCUCGUCAAAGGCACCAAGGCGUUUUCGUCGGCUUCCAUCAUCCUGCGAGGCUCAAAUGAAUACCAACUGGACGAGAUGGAACGAUCGGUGCAUGAUUCAUUAUCGGCUGUCAAGCGCACACUCGAGUCGGGCAGUAUUGUCCCUGGAGGCGGAGCUGUCGAGACCGCUCUCCACAUUUAUUUGGAAGAAUUUGCUAUGACUGUGUCAUCUCGCGAGCAGCUGGCAAUAGGAGAAUUCUCACAGUCGCUUCUUGUGGUGCCGAAGACUCUAGCGGUCAAUGCCGCAAAGGAUUCGUCAGAUCUUGUUGCUCAGCUGCGUUUCAGACAUGCUCUAAGCCAGCGAGUACAGGAUGGGGAUGCCAAUGAGAGAGAAAAGGACAUUGCCAAGAAACGACAGUACAAAAACUAUGGUCUGGACCUGAUGCGAGGCAAAGUAGUGGACGUGGUCAAGAUGGGCGUCCUGGAGCCCAGCAUCAGCAAGGUGAAGCAGCUCAAGAGUGCGGUCGAGGCAUGUAUCGCCAUCAUGAGAAUCGACACUUUGAUCAAACUCGAUCCUCCGGAACCCCAAGACGAUGGACACGGGCAUUGAUUUACGAACCCACUCUGCACCUUGUCGAGGACUGGGGAUGCUCAGGCUGCAGCUGCAUAGCAUCACUCCCGCUCGAUGCCGUUUGUCUCGACUACAGUGGUCAAAAUGCAUGUCCUCCAGAUCGUUUCCUUGACCGGAUCGCUUUACGCCACGGUCACGUGGGCAACGGUGAACGUCAGAGACGCAGAGCGACUCCCAAAUCCAGUCACCAUCGCCUCAAGGGAAGAACCUUGGACGGACGUUACUGCGACAUCGGAGGCGCAGUGAUAUCGUGCCCAAGACCGGCAUGUCAGAUGGCUGUUGGGGAGCAAUGGCAUCUGUAAUAAACAGCCACAACUAGAUCGCGAUGAUGAUAGUGAUGGACACAUCCCAACGAAACGUGUAUAACACUGACGAUGUACUUCAGCCAAAACUUGUUAGAAUCGAAGAUGACCCUCUAUCUCUUACCAUCAUCAUCGUAACCUCCAUCGUGUAUCU
Exophiala mesophila is the source of this 2248-nucleotide messenger RNA. RefSeq names its product T-complex protein 1 subunit alpha. Gene Ontology annotation, cellular component: chaperonin-containing T-complex. The record is from RefSeq and is a predicted model, not a curated record. Gene Ontology annotation, biological process: protein folding. Gene Ontology annotation, molecular function: ATP binding; ATP-dependent protein folding chaperone; ATP hydrolysis activity. NCBI's taxonomy places the organism in Eukaryota, Fungi, Ascomycota, Eurotiomycetes, Chaetothyriales, Herpotrichiellaceae. The transcript has a single exon. Bases 68 to 1771 code for a protein of 567 amino acids.